AUGGUUUCGAGCUUAACCGUAACGGUACACACUUCCUCAUCUUCCCUUGCCUUCCGCACAGCACGCUCGUUUUCCACCUCCAUCCCAUCCGCCCCUCCGUUCGCCGCCCCGCACGGACUCCCGUAUGCGUCAAGUUGCGCCGCGACGCAGCGAUCAGAUCAGCCAACCCUUCCGUGCGCGGCGUACGAUCUCGAGCAGCAAGGAAACGCAGCGGAGCCGUUGAUUCACCCUGCCGUCCCCGUCGCAUCCGGCCCUUCCGUUUUACCCCCGCCACAUUCAAGAUUGACGCCAGACGAUGCGAAUCGAUUCGCGGUUAUGGCGGUCCCUAAGAGGAAGGUGACGCCAUCUCGGAAGGGCAUCAGGAAUGGACCCAAGGCGCUCAAGGCUGUGCCGGUGGUGGUGAGAUGCCUGAGUUGUGGGUGUGUGAAGCUGCAGCACCAGUAUUGCUGCAAGGAUGGGGACAGGCACCGCCAGCCAGCUUCGGAGUAG
Molecule: messenger RNA, 489 nt
Organism: Closterium sp. Yama58-4
Lineage: Eukaryota; Viridiplantae; Streptophyta; Zygnematophyceae; Desmidiales; Closteriaceae
Source: the annotation of a GenBank genome assembly